Messenger RNA from Coccidioides posadasii C735 delta SOWgp, 2720 nucleotides. RefSeq lists its product as uncharacterized. Gene Ontology annotation, molecular function: protein serine/threonine kinase activity. The record is from RefSeq and is a predicted model, not a curated record. Gene Ontology annotation, cellular component: cytoplasm; nucleus. Gene Ontology annotation, biological process: regulation of mRNA processing; spliceosomal complex assembly; peptidyl-serine phosphorylation. NCBI's taxonomy places the organism in Eukaryota, Fungi, Ascomycota, Eurotiomycetes, Onygenales, Onygenaceae.
CGAUUCCACCACGUUUCAAUGUUGGUCGGCGCUAAUGAGGUACGCGCCUAACAUAAUUCUGCUCUUCGUUUGAUCUCUGUUUCGUCUGGUACAUGGCCGAAAGCCACUUCAAUCUCAUACGUCGCUUCAGCUGGCCAGAUAGCACGUCCGGUUCCUCUGGCAACUGUGGCAUCAGGCUUCUCAGGAGACGACCUCCCCACCCGAAAAUUGCACGGUACCAAUUUAUUUACCGAAUAAGGAUGGCUGUUGGAUGUAUCUUUUGGCCUCUUGCAGUUUGGUACGCGAUGGCGAUGCAUUGUCUAACUGUUGUAGCGCUCGCCGGCCGUUGCAGGAAGAAAAUUUGACCAAGUUCAAGGUUGACACGAUACUCAGACAACAAACUUGCACCGGAGAGUAAUUAUUAAAUAAUACUGCCUCCAGGUACUCCGUAGAGUACGAUGGAAGAAUUGAACAGAGCCCACUGCUGUAGCGAGGCGAGCAGCCGUAUAAAUACAGAGAUGUCUCUCAACUCCGCGAUCAUGACCCAACCCAUGCUUGCUCAGCCUUCGCUUCCAUUUCCCUGCUACCGCCUGGGUAUUCAUUGGUUCUCAUCCUCCAGAUUGCAGUCAGGGGCUUCACCAUGAAAAGGGAUAAAACCCUUGUGGGUGUAGAGGAUGCGCGUUAUCCCCGCGAAUGCCGCCAGAUUGACCCAAUGGGAUCGAUGUGUUCAGGAUCAAAAAGGAAGAAUAUUGCGAGGUGUGACCUCAAACUGUCGGCAGGAUGCACGGACCCCAACGUGGUGCAGAGCUGGGGGGGGGGGGGUGUGGUGCUGAACCCCCUGCUUUAUAGCGUUUCCACUCUGUUUGGACCCUCUUCCCAUCAUCGCUUGCCGAUGACUAUGGCCAGUUGCGCCCGCAUUGCAAAGGCGUUGCAGUACCGCUGCCGACAGAUUCGAUUUUUCACCCCAACCAAAAAUAUGCCCACCAUUAUGGAACCAAGCAAAGUCAAGUAUGCGUAUGUCGAGGAAGGUGUCGAACGCCUGGACUACUAUGUCCGUGGCGGGUACCAUCCGGUAAAGAUUGGUGACGAGUUCCAGGAAGGCCGCUAUGUCAUUGCCCAUAAACUUGGAUUUGGAGGGUCUGCCACUACCUGGCUGGCUGAAGACAAAGUAAUGAAAAAACUUGUCGCCCUCAAAAUUUCCACUGAUUCUUUUACGACUGGCCAAGUCUCGAUCAGCGUUGCCCGGAAAAGCCAUAGUCCAGACAUUGCUCGAUUCUUUCACCCUCUCUGGGCCGAAUGGGACGCAUCGGUGCUUGGUUACGGAUGCUGCGAGGAGUCUAAACCAGAUGACACAGAUCUUCAUGCUGGGAAUAUUCUCCUUCAUCUACCGCCAAAUAUUCGGAGCAUGACCCGCGAACAGCUGUACAUAAAUGUUGAAAGGCCUGACGAGGAGCCUGUUGUUCGUGCGGACGGCUUACCCCUUCAUAAUGGGGUUCCUUCGAAGGUCGUUUUCCCGGUGUUGCUGGGGCUUGGAAGUGAUGAGAUCAAGUUGGCCGAUUCUUCCAUUCUACUUACAGACUUUGGAGAAGCGUUUGAUCCUCAAAGAACACAGCGAUUCACUGCACAUGCACCACUCCCCUUAUCACCGCCGGAAUCUCGCUUUGCGGAUGAACCGCUUUCUUUUCCAUCAGAUAUUUGGACGCUCGGGUGUGUGAUCUGGGACCUUUUUGGAUCUAGUCCACCAUUCGAAGCUUUCCCUGGCUCGCAGGAUGACAUUACCGUCGAGCAUGUUGAGACAUUUGGUAAACUCCCGGAUCAAUGGUGGAGCAAGUGGGAGACCCGCGGCAACUGGUUUGAUGAAGAUGGCCAUAAAAACGUCAAGGAGAGCCUGCGGCAGUAUUAUGGCAACACCGGCCGGAGCUGGACUCAGCGGUUUGCGGAGAUAAAUAUCUCGCGAAAGAGCAAGAAGCUCGAGGCCUUUGACACCGAAGAGAAAAAAUCAUUUCAUGACAUGAUGCGAUCUAUGUUAGUCCUUGAGCCGAGUGAAAGGGCUAGCAUAGACGAUGUGGUGAGGUGUGAGUGGAUGCAGCGAUGGGGUCUGCCUGAGUUUCAGAGGAUGCAAAGUGCUGUGAGAGACUGAUGCUUUGCCGCCAGUCUUGCUGAUUGAAAUUGUUGCUGCGACGUGGGGAAUGAACUCGUGCUCAUGGCAAAAAGAGACAUGAAAUAGUACACGUUGAACAUGCUCCACAAACCCUUCAUCUUAUUGCAUUUGGCACUGAGGAUAGAGCACACUGGGCUCUAUUUAUUCCCAACAGAACGGCGGACCCGACCGGUACUCUUGUGCACAUCGGGAUAAGAGGCGAAGAUGUCUAGUCUGGUGAUGGUGAGGCAGAGCUACUUAUCAACUGGUUCCAACCGUCAGGCUUUCAAUUGAUGUCUUGACCAAAUUACGACGAAGAUUUCCGUCUCGAAUUCAGCAAGCUUCGAUCAAUCUCAAUCCAGGAGAAGUACAGGACAACACCAGUUAAAAUCCAGCAAUUUCUUGACAGUUCUUCAUGCCAUUUGGUCUGAGCUUCUACAACUACACAUCAAGGAAAUCGGGCUUCAUUGGCUCCAACUUAUAUCUCUUCAAUAGCAAGACCUACAUGCCGAAGAUGGCCUUUUGCACUUUCUUCUCUUGAUCCCACAACAUCAACACACCAUUCAAGGAAAUUAUUGAAUCCUUGAUCAGGAUUAUCCUC